AUGAAACUUUCAAUGACAUAUAAAUAUGGUAUAAUCAUCGAAGGAUGGAACUUCCUAGUAGAAGUCGAAGAUAUACCAGCUUCAAAGUCUAAGAAGUUCACUCGAAUGGUGGUAAAAGCCGUGUGGGUACAGUGGUCGUGGCUAACAUGA
This is a messenger RNA of Sclerotinia sclerotiorum 1980 UF-70, 150 nucleotides long. RefSeq lists its product as hypothetical. Lineage: Eukaryota; Fungi; Ascomycota; Leotiomycetes; Helotiales; Sclerotiniaceae. The transcript has a single exon. Bases 1 to 150 code for a protein of 49 amino acids. The record is from RefSeq and is a predicted model, not a curated record.